AAGACCCACCAAAGUCGGAGAACGGUCUGCGCCGCCGCCGGGCCAAGAAGAUGGCGGUCCUAGCACCUUUGAUUGCCCUGGUGUAUUCGGUGCCGCGCCUUUCACGGUGGCUGGCUCGACCUUACUACCUUCUUUCAGCCCUGCUCUCGGCUGCCUUCCUACUCGUGAGGAAGCUGCCCCCGGUCUGUCACACUCUCCCCACCCAACGCGAAGACGGCAACCCAUGUGACUUUGACUGGAGAGAAGUAGAGAUCCUGAUGUUUCUCAGUGCCAUUGUGAUGAUGAAGAACCGCAGGUCCAUCACUGUGGAGCAACAUAUAGGCAACAUCUUCAUGUUUAGUAAAGUGGCCAAUGCCAUACUUUUCUUCCGCCUGGAUAUUCGUAUGGGCCUGCUUUACAUCACAUUCUGCAUAGUGUUCCUGAUGACAUGCAAACCUCCCCUGUACAUGGGCCCUGAGUACAUCAAGUACUUCAACGAUAAAACCAUUGAUGAAGAGCUGGAACGGGACAAGAGGGUCACUUGGAUUGUGGAGUUCUUUGCCAAUUGGUCUAAUGACUGCCAAUCAUUUGCUCCAAUCUAUGCUGAUCUCUCCCUCAAGUACAACUGUACGGGACUAAAUUUUGGGAAGGUGGACGUUGGACGCUAUACCGAUGUUAGUACACGGUACAAAGUGAGCACAUCCCCUCUCACCAAGCAGCUUCCUACCCUGAUCCUGUUCCAAGGUGGCAAGGAGGUCAUGCGGCGGCCACAGAUUGACAAGAAAGGACGAGCUGUCUCUUGGACUUUCUCUGAGGAGAACGUGAUCCGUGAAUUCAGCUUGAAUGAAUUGUAUCAACGGGCCAAGAAGCAAUGGAAGGCGGGAGAUAAUAUUCCUGAGGAGCAGCCUGUGACCCCAAACCCCAUGGCAGUGCCAGACGGGGAAAGCAAGAAGGACAAAUAAGCCCCCUGCCUUGUUAGUGCUUCUUCUCUGGUCAAUCCCAGGCACAUUUGAAGCCCUGCCCUUUCUGUAAUCACAGCCUUGCUUGAGGUCUCACCUUUUAUUUAUGUUUUCCCUGUUCGGCUGUGCUGGGUGCGGCCCGGUGCUGCUUCUGAUUUUCAAGAAGCAUUCAGGGAAUUGACAGGCACGCUCCAGGAAGACCAGUGUUGUGGCCAACUACUUCGGUGGAGGGAGGGAGAGGUCUCAUAUAAUGGAGGGGAAAUGCUUUCCUUCCAAGCUUGGGUCACUGUCAAGUGCUGCCCAUCACUCACACAUCUCCACCAUGCUCUGGUUUCUAUAUUCCUUACAGACUCCACAGACUUCUUACAGUAGAUUGAGCCUAACAUAAGAUGCCAGGGUACAGAGUCUGCACUAAAAUUUUCCCUCAAGGACCCUUGCUGCUUUAGGCUCUUCUGGAUUGGUCUGUGGCCUUCAUUAAAGAUUAUAAACGUAA
Molecule: messenger RNA, 1431 nt
Organism: Artibeus jamaicensis (Jamaican fruit-eating bat)
Lineage: Eukaryota; Metazoa; Chordata; Mammalia; Chiroptera; Phyllostomidae
Gene: TMX2
Product: thioredoxin related transmembrane protein 2
Exons: 8
Coding region: 51-941 (296 amino acids)
Biological process (GO): brain development
Cellular component (GO): membrane-bounded organelle
Molecular function (GO): disulfide oxidoreductase activity
Source: RefSeq, a predicted model, not a curated record